UUAAGUGAAGGGCUCUUUGACUUUUCCACAGGCAGCCAGUGUUUUCCGUCUGUACGGGCAGGGAUUCAGUUUGUUGAACAGCGAGCAUUGAUCAGGUCACAGUGGGAGGGCAGCAGAGUUUUCAGAGCUAACUAUCACAAAGAAGUUUUUUUUUUGUUUGGUUUUUUUUUCGUAGCACAGCAUUUUCCUCAGGGCUGGAGGAAAACAUGGCCUCUCUGUGAACCGAAGCCACCCAGUGACUCUGGAUCUGCACUGCUGUAGGAGAUGAACAUUAGCGGGAGACUGAGCAGUUCACAAACUUCUGUUUCCAGUUGGAAAUGUCUGACAGAAACAUCAUUCAGUGAACAUACAACCACGAUAUUGUAGAGGCUUUCCUCCUGGAUUUCUAAAUAGAGCUGAGUUGACAUCUGUGAGCCACUAUGGCGGACUGGAACUUACUGGGGAAGCUGCUGGAGAGCGCACAGACACACUCCACAGUCGUGGGCAAGGUUUGGCUCACAGUGCUGUUCAUCUUCCGCAUCCUGGUUCUGGGAGCUGCCGCUGAAAAAGUGUGGGGCGACGAACUGUCGGGCUUCACCUGUGAUACCAAGCAACCUGGUUGUCAGAAUGUCUGCUACGACAAGACCUUCCCUAUUUCUCACAUCCGCUUCUGGGUGAUGCAGAUCAUCUUUGUCUCCACGCCAACUCUCAUUUAUCUGGGCCACAUCCUCCAUCUGGUCCGCAUGGAGGAAAAGGAGAACCAGAAAGAGAAAGAGGCUGCACUCUUGAAUGAAAAGAAACAGCAGUUACUUCCCAGCAAAACCAAGAAGGCUCCAAUAAAAGACAACCAAGGCCAUGUGCGCUUACAAGGCGCACUGCUGCGAACCUAUGUGUUCAACAUUAUCUUCAAGACCCUGUUCGAAGUGGCCUUUAUUGUAGCUCAGUACUUCCUGUAUGGCUUUGAGCUUAAGCCCAUGUACACCUGCGACCGCUGGCCUUGCCCUAACAUGGUGAACUGCUACAUCUCCCGACCCACUGAGAAGACAGUCUUCAUCCUCUUCAUGCUGGCAGUGGCCUGCAUCUCACUACUGCUGAACCUGGUGGAAAUGUACCAUCUGGGUUUCACAAAGUGUCACCAGGGGCUCCGCUACAGACGCACACAGGCUGCAAACCAAGCCGCCAGGAACCUCACCGAGGCAACUAUGCCGUUUGUGCCGAGCUACGAAUACUUCAGCAGUCAUCCUGCCGUGACCGAGCCUUUCCCUGCAGACUCGAAGUAUGGCAUCACAGAGCCGACCUCCGCUUACAGCCCCUACAACAGCAAAGUGGUUUACAAGCAGAACAGAGACAAUAUGGCUGUGGAGAGGAAAGGUAAAUCAGAGGGAGAGGAUUUGACAGAGAGGAGAACCCCCAGUCCUGCCCUGGAGCUGCUUGUUGAAAAUCAGCGCAGAAACAGUCAAUCCAGCAAACACAGCAGCAACAAGAGCAGGCUGAACGACCUGAAGAUCUAGACCAGCAACUGUUUUUUCUACCCAACACUCAGGAACAACGUGCUUUUGUCUGCAUAAUCUGCGUGAGUUUUAGAAAGUGAGCAUAAAACAGAUUAUAGCUGUGAUCAAUUUGCAGGUCAAGAUUUGAGAGCACACAGCGACAGCUUUGUAAGCAGGGAACAAGUGCGGAGUGAAUUUUUGAAAACUCCUCAGCUCACGGGACUCUUUAUGCGAACGGUUGUCCACCCACAGGCGUCAAAAGGAAAAAUCCAUCACUGGCAUUUAUAAUCAAAUAAAUUGUGUUUGGUUGUUUGUAAACUGGCUUAUUGUGACUCGGAAGUCAGGAUUUAAUGAAGUUGCUCGAGUGAAUUUUUUCUCUGCUCUGAGUUUGAGUUUAAAGAUGGCCUAAUCACUCAAAUCACAAGUCUUAAUUUGUAAUCAAUUAACGUUAACAACCAAUUAAAAUGAACUACUCAUUUGAAGAAAUGAGUAGUUCAUUUUGUGUGGUUGUACUAGAUACUGGCACAUACAGCAGCCACUGCUGACGUGGUGCGUUCCAUACGCCAUUGGAACUCAGAUUUCUGGAAAGAGUUACCAUAGUAACCCUGACAGAGGAUUCCUAGAUGGCUGCCACAUUACAGAAAGUGCUUUACUGUUAAUCGCAUUCCUGUCAUAUUUGUUUCCCAGUAAAUCAAUCGUACUUUAGGUUUUUUAACCCAAAGACAUGUUGUUACGCUGUUUAUGUACGCAAACAAAAUGUAGAGGCUUGUUAUCGACUGAUAUUGCUAAAGUGGCUAGCCCCGGGCUAAUUUUACGUCCAUGGUUUUUUGCCAACUUCCCUCUGCUACAUGGUCAACUCAGAAGUCACUCCCAUUUCCAACGUCCGACUUCCGAUGUAAAUGGAACACAGCAUGCCCAGAGUACACCACAGCUGCCAGGAGAGGGAACAACCUGAGAAACACCAGUGAGGAAACAAGAGAACACUUUUAUUUUAGCCACUUAAUACAGUUCACCUACUACAUUCUAUGUUAGCUUAAGUCUAUAUGAUAUCUUAAGAAUUUAUCUGUUUAUCUCACUGAUUUUUCUGAGUGGAAACUGAAGUUUGUGUUGAUUUGUACAACAGUCAAUCUCCACCCCAAAAAACGUAGAGAAAAUCUGUGAUUUUUAUUAUAGCACAUACUGUUGGAGUUGAUGGUCCACUGCUGCCUUCAUUAGGGAAUUCAAAUGUGUUAUUUUCUUACUUGAUUGUUUGAAUUCCUUAAUUUGGAGUUGCACAAACUAACCACAAACUGGUGUGGAAGUUUCCACUCAGAAAACACAGGCAAAAUUAGGUAUAUACAUAUAUAUACCUCAUUGCCCAGAGUACAUAUAUAUAUAUGUAUAUAUAUAUAUAUACAUAUAUAUAUAUUAAAGGUAUCAUUUAUGACUAAAAUCUGUGUGUCCCUGUUGUUCAGUGGGGGUAAGCACUGACUAUUAAUCAGUACCCAACUCCCCCUCCUCUUCUCCUUCACUCCGAGUAAAUUAUUCUUUAUAGCUCAAAACUGUUUAUUCACAAAUUUAACUUUGUUGCCUUUGCAUUUUCUUAGCCGAUGACUGACUUCAUUUUCAUUUUGUAACAGAUGAACUUUGAAUUUUUGUUUAUUUUACUUGUAUGUCAUGAAAGACCAUAUUGUGGGCGGCGGCGAAGAUGCAAAUUACUUGAGAAUGUUUUUGUUUACAAGCGAUUAACUUGAACUAAAAAUGUGUGUUGCAUGCAAGACUUUAGCAAUAACUGUCAAUGUGUUCAUUUGGAUUUUCCAUACACAGACAUGAUCGAUAAUGCUCAUCUGUGACUGUGACUUGAUUAAACUGAUGUGCAGCAAAGGUGUGUUUGUGCUGAUUGAGACACGGAAAAAGCUUCAGCGAAUGAAUUGUCACGCGUUUGCAAUUCACAUUCACAAAAUGUUGGGAAACAGCUGAUUGUGAGCCAAAAAAAGAAACGCUGCCAAAUGUGAUAUUGUUGUAAUGCAGGGGGAAAAAA
Messenger RNA from Solea senegalensis (Senegalese sole), 3489 nucleotides. RefSeq names its product gap junction protein, alpha 2 (gene gja2). The record is from RefSeq and is a predicted model, not a curated record. The transcript is spliced from 3 exons. Bases 420 to 1490 code for a protein of 356 amino acids. Gene Ontology annotation, biological process: cell communication. Gene Ontology annotation, cellular component: connexin complex. NCBI's taxonomy places the organism in Eukaryota, Metazoa, Chordata, Actinopteri, Pleuronectiformes, Soleidae.